UUUACGCAACGGUAACAGCAGGUUACAGUAUGUAGUAUUUUCUCCGCGUUUUGCAAUGACCACUCUGCGCCGAACAGACCACGUUUUGAUUACAUCAGUUUCUGUGUCGAUUUGCUUGAGUACACGUGUACCUCAACGGCGCGAGACGAGAGGUGAGUGCGCUGAGCGAACGUGGGGUGGUCAGUGUGAAGCAAGCGUGGAGUAAUGCAACGGUGUGGAGUUCAGCUCGUACGUACGUUGGCUGUCAUUCACUGGUACUCUUUCUGAAAAUUACGAUUGAAGACGAUAUUUUUGACAGUCCACAGUGAAACUAUUUUUUGUGCCAUUGUUGCGAAAUAGAGAAUUAGGUGCUCAUUGCUUUCUGUUCGACAAUGCCUCGACGUAGAAAUAAUAGGGGGUUAGAACUAGGAGUUCUCUUAUUGAUAUCCGAGAUGAUGAAUGUUGGAAUAACGACUAUUCCUCGUGUUACAUUCCUGACAAUAUUGGGGCAG
Gryllus bimaculatus (two-spotted cricket) is the source of this 491-nucleotide messenger RNA. Lineage: Eukaryota; Metazoa; Arthropoda; Insecta; Orthoptera; Gryllidae. The record is from the annotation of a GenBank genome assembly.